Cherax quadricarinatus is the source of this 1127-nucleotide messenger RNA. The record is from RefSeq and is a predicted model, not a curated record. Lineage: Eukaryota; Metazoa; Arthropoda; Malacostraca; Decapoda; Parastacidae.
AUAAGAACAGAACAGAAGAGGCAGCGAGGGGCAAGGUAGCGGCCGCCAGUGUGGUUGGCAGCAGUGGUAGUGGACAACCUAGACCUAAAAGGGAUCACCCACUUGACCUACCACUCUACAAGGGCCACAACGGUAUGCUAGUGCUGGAGACUAUAGAAGGCGUAGCCAGCCUUCCGGUGAACGGGUCUCUAGCUCUGCAUAUGGUGAUGUGGCGCGGCAAUAUGAUUUUAGCUAUAAUAGACUCUGACCUUAACCUCAAGCUCUUCACAAUGGACCCUCAAACGCUAGAGAAAAAGCUGGUGUUAACAAUGUCCGGGAGACUGAAGUGUAAAAUGGCAAAAGUGUCGACGGACAACCUGCUUUUGGUGUGCAUCACGCGCGAAGUUCCCCAAAAGUUGGCGAAGUCACGCACUAUUGAGGAGGUGACAGUUUACCUCCUGAGGGAGGCAGAACCCGGGGGCACGAACCUGUCUGUUGAUUUCCUGCAGAGUAUCCCCACCCACAGCCCCUCCGACGUACAUGUGUGGAGCCAAGAAGAGAGCUGGUAUAUGAUGGUUACUGAAGCAAUGCUAAGGAGGGCUAGUGAUGAAAUCUCCCUGACUGCCAACAUCCACAAGACUACCACAUUCUCCCAUCAUGGACUACAGUCCCACUACUCGCACCCUCAUCCACCCUUCCGUACAACCACCACCUAUCACACCACUUCUAGCAUCUACCGCUGGACUGGCCAAUACUUCGACAUGAUCCACAAGCUACCAGGCACCUACCCAACGUCAGUUCUCCACUUCAAAACCAAGAACCUUAAUUUCAUUGCUAUGGCCAACUUCAUGAAUAAUAAAGGGGAGCACAACUGCUACAGUUACAUCUUCCACCACUCCCUGGACAUGGAACGCUACGAGCUUCACCAGCAGGUGUUUACAAUGGGAGCUUUGAACUUUGAGGCCUUCACUCUGGGCAGUGGACUAGACCCACACACCUACCUCGCUGUAGCUAACUCCUGCGAGGAUGUUAAACGAGGGGUUUGGGAAGAUGCAACCCUUAUACACGCUCGAGGAUCUAUCGCUUUUAUAAUGGAAAGUUCAUACUCUUCCAGGAGAUCCCCACCGCUCACGCUGUUCAGUGGCUAG